AUGUCCUCCAUUAAUCACCUCAGCAUUCUCCGCCAACAAAUGCAAAUAGCCUGGAAUGAGGCCACCAGGAAUGGCUGCCAAGGUAAAGACAUCAUCCCAGAGGAAAUGCGGGACCAUUUCCAGGACUUGCGGGAACUCAAGGACAUGAAAUCAUACGUGCAAGAAUGCGAAGAGCGGGAGAAGAAGCUUCAAGAAGAAAACGAGGACUUGAAGAAGCAGUUGGAAGCCGCAAAGAAGGCAGUGGAAGAUCUACCAAGCGACCAUAACCAGCUCAAGGUUGAUUAUUUGCAAGAGGCGCGCAGAGUGGAAUUUUACAAGGGUUUGAUGGAGGACGCGGAAGGGAGGGCAGAGUCUUACCGGAAGAAGCUGCAGGAGGUGACGCAGAAGCAACUUGCAGCAGAACAAAAGGACAGGCGAAUGGAAAGGCUUGAGCAGGAAAACAACCAGUUGAGGGAUUGUGUUACUAAGCUUCGAGACCAACUCCAUGACGACAGCUCAAAUCUGGAAGCGCUUCAGGCGGAAGUCUCUAAAGCCUUGGAGGAGAAAGACGCUGAGAUUGCUACUGUUGCUCGUGCAGCAGCUGAGAGGGAACAGGCUGCCAAAGCUAUCGAAGAGGAAAGUGACAGCUUUCAACAAGUCUACAACGAGCUCAUUACGCGCAUGGAAGAUGCGAAUAUCGACAGCGCUCAAGCAUUGAACAGGAUGGCCAACCGCAUGCGUUCAAUAGAAAAGUCUCAAAUCGCAGCCUUGACUGAGGCUAAGAUUCUGACACACUAUUAUGAUCGAUGUUUCCAGAUCCUUCUCGUUUACCGACGUAUCUUCCAGCAACUUUUCAAUCCAGAUGAUCAGCAGGUCGUGUGGUUGCCGGACCCCCUUUUCGACGCGUUAAACUCCGCCGAUAAGGAAUGUGAACAGUAUGAAGUGAUCCACGAGGCUUUUGAAGUCGAAGGUCUGCAGCACAACGAAGUUCGAGAACAGCUAGCUGGACUAGGUAGCUCGGCCAAGAAACUCCAGGUAUCGCUUCGUGCAAUUGCGGAAGAUGUUACUGCAUUCUUAAAUGCGUUGGAACAGAAGCCAGAUUUUUUCUCGGGUUUGCGAAAUAAGCUUGGGCUCCCAUUUGCUCCGUUCCCAAAGUGAAAGUAUGGUAAAUAUCUUAUCAUUGAAAAGGAUGGACUUUAAGUUUGUCAGCA
Messenger RNA from Lindgomyces ingoldianus, 1190 nucleotides. RefSeq lists its product as uncharacterized. The transcript has a single exon. NCBI's taxonomy places the organism in Eukaryota, Fungi, Ascomycota, Dothideomycetes, Pleosporales, Lindgomycetaceae. The coding region runs from base 1 to 1137 and encodes 378 amino acids. The record is from RefSeq and is a predicted model, not a curated record.